Molecule: messenger RNA, 873 nt
Organism: Neurospora tetraspora
Lineage: Eukaryota; Fungi; Ascomycota; Sordariomycetes; Sordariales; Sordariaceae
Exons: 4
Coding region: 37-873 (278 amino acids)
Source: RefSeq, a predicted model, not a curated record
CACCUUCAACGGCCCAUCAUCAUCAUCAACGACCACAUGGCUAGAAAAAUACGACUCUCCCGGACAACGUCCAGCUGGGUCUUCCUCACAAUAUUUUGGACUGUCAUCAACCUAGCAGCAUCGCAGACAACCACUCGCGCGCCAAAUUUCCAGGCCCUUUACCGUCAUGCUGAUGGCCAAACUUCAACGAUAUCAUGUCCAUUUGGCCAGAACUUCUGGACUUCGGGCACCUUCGGAGGAUGCUGCGCGCCGACAUUGACCGAAAGCAAGUCGUGUGGCAUUCCUACACAGUGCCAUGCCGGAACUGUUACAGAUAGGUUCGGUAGAACACGGACCUGCUGGCUGGUCUAUGACUGUGGAAAUAAUUGGUCCGCUCACACCGUCUUUCGCGAUAUCCAAUACACGACGUGUGCUCUUGCUUCCUCCAUACCAAGCGUUGAUGAAAGUAAACCAAGCCCAGCGUCUGGAGUUGGCGGUGCCGUGGCCUCCUCAACGGAAACCGACGUCCCCACAGACUCUUCAUCGUCAUCAAAAGCCUGGAUUGCCGGUGCCGUGGCCGGCCCGGUAGUUGCACUAGUAGCCGGGGCCUUGGGCUUCUGGUUCGGUACCAGGAGAAAACACGGAGCUGAGGCAGUCGAUAACAACAAACAUGUUGAUGCUGUUGACGGGGGAGAAACUGUCAUGAAUGGUGCGAGGAGUGUGCAAAGAAGCAUCCAAAGCCAAGCGAUUUGCCGUCCGAUCGAGGCUCCAUGUCAAUACCAUUAUCCCUCUCCAUCUCCGUUCCAACAGCAGCGGCUUUCCGGUCUUUUCCCGGUUUACGCCCCACCACCACCACAACCCAUGCUUCGACCGGUGACGGCGGACUCGGGAUAG